CUACAAGUAUGUGGCAGUCGUGUUUCGUCGUGAAUUCGUUACGGUCACGGAAGCUUGUAACUUGCCUUGAGUCGACGAGUUGUUCAUGUUCUGCGAAGAGAUUUUACAAAUUGAUAUAUAUCCUUGUGGCGAUCAAUCGAGGAAGACAUGCCUUGCAGUCAGACGUAUGAGGUGAACAAACGGGAGCUGAACAAGGCUGCUCAACAAGACCAGUCGUAUAGAAACUGCUUGGUCGUCCUGCUCAUCUUCUUUUUCUUGUGCCUUAUCCUCAUCCUAGCCUGCAUACUCCCACCCUGGAAAACUCGAAGUCGGGGAGAGUAUUAUAAUGAUAAUUAUAAACACGAGUAUCACCAUGGGGAACGUACAAACGAAUCAACAACUACAACUGCAAAAAGUACGAUAAUGAAGGAAGUGAAUGAUGUCGAUAUCGUCAGCUCGAAUGUCUCCUCAAGGAAGGACAAAGGACCUGGUACUAAUCAAGGUUACAUUGAUGGGAGAACUCAGGAUAAAGCCACGACUACGGACGAGGACACUUCCGUCAUGUCGCCACAGAUAACUGAUAUCGAGGCGACUUCUACAUUGCCGAGUGCAACUCGUGAGUCUUCCUCCGAUGAAUAUUUCAGUACGAAGGAAUCAGAAUUUGUUACAUCAACUGAUAAUGUUGCUUCGACAUCCUCGACUCAAUCCGCCGAUCUUACGAAAAAUACAAGUACAAAUUCUACCGGCAGUAAUAUAAUAUUGAACAUUGAAGAUGUAACACGCGAUGUUACAACUUCAACAUUAUCUGCGAUACCAGUUACAAUUGAUACGUCUUCCUCCGAUGAACAUUUCAGUACGAAGGAAUCAGAAUUUGUUACUGAUAACAAUUUAUCUACUGAUUUAUCUACUGAUUUGUCUACUGAUAAUAUUGCAACUUCUCCCGAUCUUCUGGAAGAUGAAACUACAGUUUUUACCAGUGAAUAUGUAACAUCGGAAACCAACGUCGCAUAUAAUAUUACAUCCUCAACAUUAUCAACUCGAUUAGAUAAUUUUGAAAGAAAUUCUACUGGCACUCGCGAGAUAUCAAAAGCCGAUGUUACCACUUCGACGAUGAAUCCUUCAACCGAUCCAAAAGAAAAUACAAACACUGGAUAUUCCUCCUCUGAUCAUUCACAGAAAUCGCAACCUAUGGCUUCAAUUUAUGAUGAAACUACAAAACCAACUACAAUUCCACUUCAUUUCAAGAAAAAUGAACACAUGGAAUAUUCUACUGAGAAACAGGAAGAGGAAGAGGAAGAGGAAUCCACAACCGUACAAUACGAUGAGAUAUUAAAUAAUGAUGACAUAACGAGAGGAACCUCUCUUAUCGCAAAAAAGUACACUCCGUUUCAGAGUAAAGACUUCUCAACAACUAGGGAAAUUAUAAACGAUUCUGAAGCCAUAAUGAGCGUCACCGCGAGUGCAAGGAGUCAAAACAAAACUGCCGAAAGAAACGAGAACGUGAUACCUAUAACGAAGCAAUCUUCUACGUACAAUUAUUACACAUAUGAAUCUGCUUCUUAUACGUCGAUUAAUCCGUCAAAAAUCAUGAUUACUUCGUCCUUAAGCGACAACAACACGAUCGCAAUGACACCACUUCCCGACGAAGAAAAAGACGUUUGCAAAUCAGACCUCUGCAAACGCACCGCCAGUAAAAUGCUGUCAUAUAUGAAUUACACGGUCGAUCCUUGCGACGACUUCUAUGAGUACGCUUGCGGUGGCUUCGAAGCGAAUCCGCAGCUGAUAGACGGCGAUCUGGUGCGACAGACCAAGAAUUACCAGCGUAUCGCCAAACAAAUGUCAAAGGAGAAACGUGAGAAAGUGCACUCGGCUUUUACGACCUAUUACGACAGUUGUGUAUAUUACGAAAGAACCGUGAACUUCAAUGAAAGGGUGGAGAUGGCAAUUGGUGCAUUAAAAGAUGUAGGGAAAUUAUACACAAACAACACUUGGCAUAAUAAUUAUAUAGACUUCACCAACUUGUUCACUCAAUUAAUGUUACAUCACAACGCUAUUUUAUUCGACAUUGUGCCAAAAUUCGACGAGUAUCCUCCGACUCUACAAAUAAGUCUGCCGAAGUAUAAGAGUCCUUUCAUGACGGAACACGCGGAUGAUUUGUGCUUCGAAGACGAAUUCGAGAUAGAGCAACAAUACGUGGACCUCGAAGCUAUGUAUGCCAAUUAUAAAAAGUGCAAUAAAAAUACGGAAGAAUUUUUAAGAUCCAUCAGGGAAGCAUUAGAAGUGCUCGGCGUUUUGGAUGACAGCUAUUUGGACUCAGUAUGGCACUUGAAAUUUGAAUCUUACCCAAUCAUAAAAAAAACCGUUCAGGAUAUCAAUUCUAUUAUAAUGCAGGGAUACUUUUCGCACUUUCCACUUAAAAAUGAAAUACAGGAAAUCUAUGUGAUGAAUAAUUACACCAAAAUUAGUUUGAAGGAGUUGCAGAGCAAGAGCAUGUUCAUAAACUGGACGCAAUUGAUUUCUUCGCUAAUAGGAACAGACAUGAUGGAAGCAAAUUCAAUACUUAAAAAUGACUUGCACAUUUAUUUUUACGAAGAACUGAUAAAUGGUUUGUCAGGAUUAGAGAAAUUCGCUGAAAAGGACCCUAUGAGCCUGAAUAAUGCGAUCAUGGCAUUAUACGCGCAUAAGCUUUAUCACGAGUUGGUCCUAUCUAGACGUAACGACGUAAAAGAUCAUUGUUUGCAAGUGGCUACCAAUCUUCUACAAUUAGAAGCGUCCAGUUUAUACAUAUCGUCCUUUCCCGAUCAAGAAAUAAGCAAGAUGAGGGAAUUAAUACAGAAUUUGUUCAACGACCUGAAACAAACAUUAAUGAAUAAAGUGAAACAAAUAGAAUGGACCGACAAGAAUGGACGAAGUAUUUUAUUAAAAAAAAUUAGCAAUCUCAAGCUCAGCCUGCCUCACCUUUCUUACUACAAAGAUAAAGAUUCACUCUAUAGCAAUUAUAAUAUGUCGCAGAUUAUACUGGAUAAUGAUUACUUCAAUAACUCAAUGAUUCUGCUGAAGAGAUACAGAAACUUGAUGUACGCUGCAUUAAGACAAACUAAUCAAGAGAAACAAAUUUGGACGCAUUAUGCAACGCCGUUUCAAUCCAAAGCUAGAAUAAUUUAUAACCUGGACGUCGUCAUGAUCCCUUACGGUAUCAUGGAUUGGUCCUCGAUAAACGAAGAAUAUACUUCGAAACUCAUAUUGCUGGCGACACUCGGAAAUUUAAUAGCUCAUCAGAUCGCUCAUUAUUUCGAUGAUAAUGGUUUGCAUGUUUGGCAGACAAGCAGAAACAUAACGUAUAUCGUGAAUGACAUAGCCGAUUAUAUCAACUGUCAUAAGGAUAACAUAUACAAAGCACCUAUGAAUUUCACGUUACCUCUCACCAAGCAAACCGUAUCUCUUACAAUCCCGUAUUUGACCUUGAACGAGCGGUUGUCUGAUAUUGUGGGACUCAGACUAGCCUAUGACACUUUGGCCUAUUUCACGAGAUCGAAAGCGGAAAAGCAGCUUCCGUGGAUAAAACUCAACAUCGAGCAAUUAUUCUAUCUCGCCUACGUUCAGAUGUAUUGCACGAAGUCGCCGCUGACGUCAUCGUACGUAUCUCUAUACGAGAGCGAGGACCUACCGAACCGGAUCCGCAUAUUUGUCUCCGCAUCGAACAAUAAGUUCGUCGCUGACGUGUGGAAUUGCCCGAUAGGCUCGCAGAACGCGCCUAGCGACAUUUGUAACGUGUUUCCAUAUAUGGACUAUAAGGAGCCCCUAGAAUGAGGACCGUUCGCGGAAACGUGCAAUUGCAGUCGGCUGCCCGCGGACGAAACGAUCUAACUAUGAGAGCAAUAGGAAAAUCUAACCGGGUAAAGGGAAAGUAUGAAAUUCGCGAUCCUGUACUAUGUAAGGUCGCACGCUUGUAUAAUCAAUAAGAAUCUCUCCGAUGCGCUUGAAUUUCUUCCUACUUUGCUUCAAGAUUGCAUUGUUAGCUUGGAUGUAGGACUCCAUCCUGUAACGUUAAAACACAAAAUGAGACCUACAUGCCUCUAAUUCAAUCUUGAAGAGAAAAGCGCAUUAUUUCUCUAUCUCUACGGAGCUUCCAUCUCUUACAGAGAAGGAGAGAGAAAGAGACUUUUUCAUGCGCGUGCAAUAAAUAUUGAUGUAUAUACACGUAUCUCUGUAUACAUACAUAUAUAUAUAUAUAUAUAUAUAUAUAUAUAU
Messenger RNA from Odontomachus brunneus, 4230 nucleotides. RefSeq names its product neprilysin-2-like. Gene Ontology annotation, biological process: protein processing. The record is from RefSeq and is a predicted model, not a curated record. Gene Ontology annotation, molecular function: metalloendopeptidase activity. NCBI's taxonomy places the organism in Eukaryota, Metazoa, Arthropoda, Insecta, Hymenoptera, Formicidae. Gene Ontology annotation, cellular component: plasma membrane. The coding region runs from base 148 to 3789 and encodes 1213 amino acids. The transcript has 16 exons.